Molecule: messenger RNA, 1002 nt
Organism: Aspergillus costaricaensis CBS 115574
Lineage: Eukaryota; Fungi; Ascomycota; Eurotiomycetes; Eurotiales; Aspergillaceae
Exons: 1
Coding region: 1-1002 (333 amino acids)
Source: RefSeq, a predicted model, not a curated record
AUGCCUACAAAGCCACCAUUUAGUGUUGACGUUUCCAUUUCAAGUACUUUCUACACUCCUGCUGCCAUUCGCGACGAGUAUUAUACCCCCUACAGUCCUACUACGGAUAUUUCCCGCUUUUUACAGAACGAUCUCUCUGUCGAAUGUCUUAACCGUAUUCACAAAUAUCUGUGGUUGGCUGGCCGACCCAUGCCACCCAGACCCCUAAACUAUCAAACCGCAACUUCUCGGCAAAUUUUGCUAGAUGAGAGGAUUGACAUGCACAUGGUCUGGGAGCCUUCACGGCGUAUCCACCUGAAGCCGCUCCCGCGAUACCUCCUAAGCCAUCAAUUUUGGAAAUCUUACCUGAUCUGCAAAGAGCCCUGUCCCUGCAUGUCCAACUAUAUUUACUGUCAGACAGAUAGAGGGGAUGGGGGGGUUUGUCAGAAAAAACAUCUAUACGAAUGUGGCCUAGGGCUUUUAUACUCAUAUAUUGCUCUAAUUGAGCGAGAGAGUGAUUUUGCUAUUGCCCAGGACCAACACCUAAUGCCACACAAUGUGACAUGGGAAAUGUGGGUUGAAUUGGUCAAGGAGCUCUUGGAGAACGGAGCUACUAGCCCUGGAAAUGUCAAUGCACGUUACUUGUUCGGCGAACUUCGGCUUUCGCGACUCAACAAAAUAUACAUGUUUCGUUACGGCAGUAUUCUACGAGGUUAUCACUUCACAUAUCAAACAUAUACUGAGUUGUUCUACGAUUAUCUAACACCACUUACUGCAACGACUGUUUAUGUCGCAUUAGUGUUGACGGCAAUGCAGGUUGGGCUGGCUACCAAGCUGGGGGGCAAUGUUGCAUUUCAAAAUGCUUCGUAUGGUUUUACCGUCUUUUCAAUCAUUGGCCCGCUCAUUAUACUUCUGCUAGUUGGUUUUCUUGGGUUCAUUCAAUUCAUCAGUAAUCUACUGGCGACAUUGCAUUUCAAACGGGAGCGAUCCGCGCACUACAAGCUACUAAGCUCGCACAGUUGA